CGCCUAACUCGUUACCAACGGCAAGUUUCCUCGGAGGCUUAGCAACGCUCCCAACACGGAAUGGAUUUCUUUCUUGCAAAAGUAUCGCAACAAGCGGUUUCAUUCGCGAUACGGUCGGGCAUCAUUGUCACGAGUCAGUUUGCUAUAAAAGAAUGCAGUCGUUAUAUAUCUUCAAUCAAGGGGAAGGAUAGACAAGAGCUUCAAGACCUACAGGAUAGACUGGAACAGAAAAUCAGAAUAAUAUCUCCAGCAAUAGACUUGGUGGAGAUUAUUUCUGCUAGAGGAAAUACCUCACUUGAGAGUGCUCUGACAUUGACGAAGAACAUAAGACAUGACAUUCAAUCACUAGGGGUCAGAGUUGCCGGCUUGUCCGCUCAGGGAGGUGGCCGUAAAAGACGCAGGAGCCAGGAUGAAAUCAACGCUGUGGUUCAAGAUAUCAAGCAACUUCUAAGGAAGAUCGAAGACGCGGUUCCUUUCAUAAAUUUGGCAAUUACUACAUCCGGAGUGAAUAUCUCAUCGAACAUCCCACACAAUGUCUCGCCUUCCCGUCUUAUGCAAGCUUCAACCUUGCUUACUGCUGGUGAUACCGCCUAUUCAAUGAACCCCUUCAACCCGGCGCAAAUUGGCACUACUUUCACAUUGAGUCUCUACAUGCUGUUUGCCGGUCACUCACAUCGACAAGAACAUGUCUCCGCAAAGGAUUUGACGUGGCAGGAGGUUGUUUACAAAUGCAAAGUCAAGCUUCAGAGGGUGCCCUUAGUCUACGAUGACGAUCAAGAUGAAGAUGGGGCGAGUCGUAACACUAAUCGGCUCCGUGCUCAGAGCAAAAUUGAUGAAUAUUGCUAUGAACUUUGUCUGAUCGAAGAUCUGGAUGACGGGAGAAUGCAUGAGGUUGAAGAAGGAAAACAACCUCCCGGAAGCUUUGACGAUGUGGAAAAGGCCGGAUUAAGAACCAGGAUACCAAUCCACCAGAUAUCCAAGAUCUUUUACACUAACUCUGGACAACUUCUUGGGAUAGAAGAUUCGAGCUCCCCGAUACUUCUGGUUAAGCGAGAUUUAAAUGCUGCGCCACCCCGAAAACUAGUUGAUCGAGUUGAACAAUAUGAUUAUGGUGAUAGUGGCAGCGAGGGAGAGUACCCCUUGGACAUGCACGAGGGGGAUAGUAGGGAACUUGAACCCCGACAAGAACUUCCGGAGGAAUACGAACUUCCCCCCCAUCUUGACCCAGAGUGGUUGGCUUUUGAAGUUUUCACAGAACCCGAGCCAGACUUCGAUGAUGCAGCGUCUGAAUAUAGCGACGCCGAAGAGUCACUCUCUGUGUCGGGGUCAUCUCCCCCAGGAUCACUUACCGAUCCAAAUACCUCCAUAGCGCAAGCUCUAUCAAAUGUUGAGUUAAGCAUCAGCGAACAUCCCCCGUCACCCACACCGUAUGUUUCUCCGAACGUCAAAUCCACACUUUCAAUCUUGGAAUGCCUUCUCAGACUUACCAUCUUGCAAAACUACCAACAAACCUCGCACCUUGCUGUCCACGACGAGCUCCUGAACCUUUUCCUAUCGGACUCGGCAUGGGACGGCACUCGUGAGAGCAGACGGCAGGAGCGAGAGAAUGCCCGCCGAAGGAUUGGGUUCGACCCCUUCGGGUCGCCCACGAAGCCGGCCAAGGAGGCGGAGGUUGGUACUAUCCAACUCACGGGGGGCAGUAGAGCCAGUAGUCACCGAGGAAGCAGGUGGGGCACCCCGCAAUCUUUUGGCAGGGGAUACCGCCUUGAUUCAAGUCUACCUAUGACACCUAGCUCAGAUUCGGGGAAGCCAAUGCGCAAGCUUGAGGAUCGUGAGCAGCCGGUAUUGGCAAACAAUCGAGAGCUCUGGACACCGGAGCAGCAGUUGAGCUCUAUGUUCAAUAGCCCUUACGGAACGAGUCCAUUGUCCAAGAAGAAUUCCCCGGACGGUAAAAAGGUUAAUACGGAAGAGAGUUAA
This is a messenger RNA of Tuber melanosporum (Perigord truffle), 1977 nucleotides long. RefSeq lists its product as uncharacterized. The record is from RefSeq and is a predicted model, not a curated record. Gene Ontology annotation, cellular component: cytoplasm; nucleus. The transcript has 7 exons. Lineage: Eukaryota; Fungi; Ascomycota; Pezizomycetes; Pezizales; Tuberaceae. Gene Ontology annotation, molecular function: GTPase regulator activity. The coding region runs from base 61 to 1977 and encodes 638 amino acids.